CCCCAACUUAAAAAAAAAAUGUAUAUAUAUAAUAUAUAUAUUUAAACCACUGACUGUACACUGUAAAUCAGUUCUAUUCACAAUGACUGUGCACAAAACUCACUUUUACGUUUACGGUGAUUUGAUUGGCCAACUGAUGACGUCUCCCUGGCUAAGCCCCGCCUUUCACCUGUAUAUGAGCCAGUGAGGUGCCACCAAACAAAUAUAUGAGAAAGAAGAUGCACUAUAGUUCUGGGAUAUUUGAUAACCAUUGCCACUCAUAAUUAUAGCUUCACGAAUAACCAGGAUGGCGAACACAGUUACCAAAGAAAUCUCCUAUGACGAGCUGAAGGCUCUUGUGGGAAAGAGCCAGAAUCUCAUUCUGGUUGAUGUCCGCAGUAAAGAGGAAGUGGAGAGCGGACAUGUUCCAGGAUCCAUUAAUAUUCCACUUGAAACAGUAGAGGCUGCUCUUACAAUGAAUCCAGAUGAAUUCAAGGCCAAGUAUGGAGUAACCAAGCCACAGCUGGAUGCACCAGAGCUGGUGUUUCUCUGCCGUGUGGGCAGGCGUGGGGGAAUAGCCACCGCCAAGGCCCAUCAGCUAGGAUACGUGAAUGCACGUAAUUAUACUGGUGGAUACACCGAGUGGUCUAAGAAAGAAGGAAAGUGAUUCACGUUGAAGGGGUGUUUCAUAUGAAUUCAUGCAAUCAGGAAGUGUGACAUAGAUAAUUAUUUAAUAUUAACAUUUAAUUUAAACAUGUUUUAAUUUUGUGGUGGUCUUUUCGCACUGUACAAUAUUUAUUAUAUAUUUAUGAAUAAAUACAAAUUAAUGUGUUCACUUUUGUGUUUCUACUAAAAUAUCGGAAGGUCCCAAAACAUAUGAUAAAUAUAAGAUUUAUGCACACAGAGGUACACACAAACAGCCUCAUGAACAUUAAAGAAUUAAGUAUUGUUUAAACUCCUGUUUCAAGAAAUGUGUGAAUAUGACUCUAAAAAUAAGCAUUGGUGUAACAAUGCUAACAAAUAGUUUAUUACAGUACCAGUCAAAGGUUUGGACACACUCACCCAUUCAUAUGAAUACUGUUUAUUAUUUUGCUGGCAAAUUAACCCCCGUAGGUCUAUAAUAUUUUUUUAAAUUUCUUAAAUAUAUUAUUUUUUAGAAAACAGCGUCUGAGUAAUUUUUUUUUGUAAUAAAAUUGUUUAAAUAAGAACUGUGUUUAAAAGUUUCUGC
Molecule: messenger RNA, 1207 nt
Organism: Archocentrus centrarchus (flier cichlid)
Lineage: Eukaryota; Metazoa; Chordata; Actinopteri; Cichliformes; Cichlidae
Product: thiosulfate:glutathione sulfurtransferase-like
Exons: 4
Coding region: 287-646 (119 amino acids)
Source: RefSeq, a predicted model, not a curated record